GCCCGGCCAGCGCCGCCACAGGGCCGGAGGAGAACUACUAGUCCCGGCGCACCCCGCGGCCGACCGGAGGCCGUGACCCGCCGCGGGCCGAGGGAGCGGCUCCGUCAGGAAGGCGGCAGAGGGGCCCGGUCACCCAGCCGCAGCCAUGAGCUCGGCCAGGGAGUCCCAGGGCCACCACGGCCUCAAGCGAGCGGCUUCCCCCGAUGGCUCCAGCAGCUGGGAGGCGGCGGACCUCGGCAACGAGGAGCGGAAGCAGAAGUUCCUGCGGCUGAUGGGCGCUGGGAAGAAAGAACAUACUGGCCGCCUUGUUAUCGGAGACCACAGAUCAACCUCUCACUUCAGGACAGGGGAAGAAGACAAGAAAAUGAAUGAAGAACUGGAGUCUCAGUACCAGCAGAGCAUGGACAGCACCAUGUCCGGACGAAACCGGCGCCAUUGCGGACUUGGUUUCAGUGAGUUUCAGGAAAGUGAAGAACAAGAAGAGGCAGCUGGACACUCCUCUGAAGAGAGUUCAGAGGACUCUGACAGCGGCUCGGAGUCAGAGCAAGAGGAGUCUGCAGAGGAGCUACAAGCUACUGAGAAACAUGAUGAAGCUGAGGUUCCAGAAACCAAAAAAGAAGCAAAAAGCAACUAUAAAAUGAUGUUUGUUAAAGCCAGUGGUUCAUAACUGCAGAUGUAACAGCUUUGUAUUUAAAGUACAGUAAGCCUUAUUGUUACAGUGCAAAGUGGAGGACUGCUACAGCACAAAUCUUUGUAUUAUGAUUUUAAGAAAACCCCCUUAGAUGACAAAAAUUAGUGUUUGCUUUCAGUUGCCAUAGAUAACAUUUUUAUGGGCACAGUGAUAUUACUGGGUUUUGUAAAGUGUAUAAAAUACUGGAUGGAGAAAUAAAUUCUUUUUGUUCCUGCCCAAUCUCUACAAUGUUAUCUAAACUAUCCUUCCCUUUGUUCCAUGCCAGAUAAGGAAACUUCAUGUUAGUGGUUUCUUUUGUUAGUACCCCAGUCUUGAGUUUUUAACUAUAAGAUGACAUGUGAAUUACUGGAUGUUGCAUUAGUUGUACAAUACCAAUAUCAGCACUAUUCUGUGAUGUACUAGAGCUUUAAACAAUGAUUUUGUCUAUAGAUGCUAGUGUCAACAGGGCUGAGAGGAGAAAUUGCUCACUUUGGUGAUAGUAUUAAUUGCUCUAUCCAUCUGAAGUCCUGCAGUGGCUGGGUAGGAGAGUAUGUUCUAGGAGCACGUAAUACAACAGAAUGCUCUUAAUUGCUUCUUUGGGUUUAUAAUGAGGGGGAUAAGCAGAAAAGAAUGACUUUUGAAUUACUGGCUCCUGGUUAUAGCUCUGAGUUGUUAUUAAAAAUAAGUCCUCCCGAAGAAUCCAGUUUACCUUGAAAGAGAAAAUAUACUUUGAUAAUGAAAAGGAUAUACAGAUAAUUUAGCUUUUUUAAACAUAGAAUACAGAGUUAAGUACACACGCCCUCCUUCCUUUUCUCAUCAUUCACAGGUCACUUGGAGGUCAAUUAUCACAAAAAGGUCGUACCUCUCACGUAAAGUUGGGAUGCUUAAAGAGUCAGGAGUUCCAGUCACUCCUUCCAGCAAGGAUUAAGCACAUCCAUUCCUCUGCAAAUUUAUAAUUUACUGUAUUCAAGUAAUUACUAAAAUACCAGAACCUUUUAGACUUGGUUUCCUCUAAGUACAUCAGACAGAUCACCUGUCUCUCCUUGCUGGGAGAACAGAACAUCUGACCUGCACCUCUCUGACAGCCUCAUUCUGCCCCAAUAGUGUUUCAAGAAACAUUCCAGAUGCUUGUGGAGAAUCUUCCAUUUCUGUGUACAGAUUUGUGGUGUGCAGACAACAUCUGCAAGGCAGUUGGCUUACACGAAAGCAGCAGUAUGUACUACCAUUGCAUAGGUUUAUUGGAGGUAAACAUUGCAGCAGCAGUUACAGGGGGAGGACUUGGAAUAAGUUACAUUAUGGAAAAAAAUAAAAGUAAUAUUGUAAAUAAAAA
This is a messenger RNA of Calidris pugnax (ruff), 2000 nucleotides long. RefSeq names its product chromosome unknown open reading frame, human C11orf58. Bases 146 to 667 code for a protein of 173 amino acids. The transcript has 5 exons. NCBI's taxonomy places the organism in Eukaryota, Metazoa, Chordata, Aves, Charadriiformes, Scolopacidae. The record is from RefSeq and is a predicted model, not a curated record.